CUUUGCUUUUGAUUUAAGCCAAAUGGUGAUAUAAAGCAAGAAUUUAAAAAAGAUUUGAGAAGAAAUAGAAAUUGAAGAAGACUGCUUUAAACUGUUCGUUGAUUCAAAAACCCUUCUUCGUAACUACCCCGCUGUCCUCAAUCUGCCAACGGUUGUCCAACCGUUUGCUGAUUAUUAAUCUCCAAAACCCAUAUAUGAUUUGAUUUUCCAAUCUUGUUUGUUCAUUUCAAAGAAAAAACUUCAGAGAAUUCAAAAUGAGAGAGAAAGAGAGAGACCCAAUUAGUGUUUCUUGGAUUUUAUGAGGAUUUGGUAACCAGAACAGGGGUUGAGCGACAAGUUCAGAUUAUCUUAAGUUGUGGGUUGUGUAAUUGCAGAGAUUUGAGGUUGUGUUUGUGAUGGGUUUGUAGUAAUUUUGUUGGGAGAGAUCAAGGUAUGGAGCCUCCAAGGGGGUUUUUGGCUUCUUUAUGGAGUUUUAUCUGUUUCUUGCCUUACUUCAUUGGCCUUCUUAUUCUGGGAUUCAUUAAAGGUAUCAUUUUCUGCCCGCCGAUAUGCCUUAUUAUGACAAUUGGAAACUCUGCACUAAUUUUGGGUCUCUGGCCUGUUCACUUUUUGUGGACAAAUUAUUGCAUUGUAAGAUCUAAGCAGUUUGGGCCAGUUUUGAAGUUUGUUCUGUGUUUAUUCAUUUCUGUUUUAUUGAUUUUGUGGCCAUCCAUUGGCAUUGUUGGAAGUAUUAUUGGUGGCGCUGCAUAUGGCUUUCUUGCACCGAUGUUUGCCACUUUUAAAGCUGUCGAUGAAGGGAAGACUGAUAAAUUUUACCACUGUAUUUAUGAUGGAACUUCUGACACUGUCAAACAGAGCUUUACUUUUGUGAGGGACUUUAUGGAUAUAUGUUACCAUUCUUACUUCUCAGUUACGGAUGACCUACGGAGUCAGGGGCAUCAAGAUGGAAAAUAUUUUGAGAUUAGAUUGCUCUAUCUUCCUGGUGCUAUUCUAGCUGGGGUCCUUGGUUUCUUGGUUGACUUGCCAGUGAUCUCACUUGUAGCCCUAUGCAAAAGCCCUUAUAUGCUCUUUAAGGGGUGGCACCGUUUGUUUCAGGACUGUAUUGGUCGGGAAGGACCUUUCUUGGACACCAUUUGUGUACCGUUUGCAGGUCUGGCCAUCUUACUCUGGCCCUUGGCUGUUGUUGGAGCAGUAUUAGGCUCCAUUGCUUCAAGCAUCUUCUUAGGUGCUUAUGCAGCAGUAGUUGUUUAUCAGGAGUCCUCUCUGUGGUUUGGGCUUCGCUAUAUUGUUGCUUCCUUGUCUGUAUAUGAUGAAUACAGCAACGAUGUUCUCGACAUGCCAGAAGGGUCCUGCUUUCCUAGGCCAGAGUACCGAAAGAAUUCUGUGCAGUCAGAAACUGCCUCUCGUGCAACUUCUUUCUCAAGGCCCAACUCUUUCCGAAAUCCUCCUGCUCGUACAGAGUCAAUAAAGGCUCCUAUGGUGGAGUUGAAGUCACUUGAGUUAUUUGAGAGUUUAUUUAAAGAGUGUAGACGACACGGAGAAAUGAUGGUUUCUGAAGGACUAAUAACACUUCAAGACAUUGAACAUGCCAAGUCUGAUAAAGAUAGUGGCAGAGUCAUAAGCAUUGGAUUACCGGCUUAUUCCCUUCUCCAGACACUAUUACGAUCAGCAAAAGCUAACUCUGCUGGUUUAUUGUUAAAUGACAAUGUUUCUGAGAUAACUAGCACAAACAGACCUAAAGAUGCCUUCUUCGAUUGGUUUCUUAAUCCGCUUCUGAUCAUCAAAGACCAAAUCAAAGCUGAGAACCUCUCUGAGGAUGAAGAGGACUACUUAGGUAAAUUGGUUCUGCUGUGUGGAGAUCCUGAGAGGAUGAAAAACUCAAAUAUUGGCUCGGCACCUGAAUCUGAGCGUAAGAAAGCCGAACUUGAUGCACUUGCUCGAAGGCUUCGAGGAAUUACCAAAUCUAUGUCUAGGUAUCCGACAUUCAGGCGUCGUUUUGAUGAUAGCAUUAAGAGCAUUUCUGAAUAUCUUGCCAAGAAAAAUGGUGGCAGCAAUUCGAAUAAUGGGCAGCGAACUUUUCAGAGGUCUACAAGUGCCUUAUCCCGUAUAAUUAGCCAGAAAUCGUUUAAUAAAAGCAGAACAGGCAACACUGGAUCUAAUCAAGUGUCCCAAACAGUUAUCGAAAGAGAUGUGGAAAUUGUUUGACGUGAGAUAUGCUACAUUGGGAACACAAUGUUCCAAAUUGUUUUACCUAUGUAUCAAUUAUAAUCUUCUGUAUCACUACUUAUUAAUUCUUAUGUCAUGUUUGUGGAUAUUACAAUCCUUCACUUGAGUGUUUUUCAUUUAGAUGAAGGAAAAACACACUUUCAUUGGAAAA
Messenger RNA from Camellia sinensis, 2377 nucleotides. Its product is annotated as putative membrane protein At3g27390. NCBI's taxonomy places the organism in Eukaryota, Viridiplantae, Streptophyta, Magnoliopsida, Ericales, Theaceae. The record is from RefSeq and is a predicted model, not a curated record.